This is a messenger RNA of Haplochromis burtoni (Burton's mouthbrooder), 2970 nucleotides long. RefSeq names its product hemojuvelin BMP co-receptor (gene hjv). Bases 1031 to 2278 code for a protein of 415 amino acids. The transcript has 4 exons. Gene Ontology annotation, molecular function: coreceptor activity. The record is from RefSeq and is a predicted model, not a curated record. Gene Ontology annotation, cellular component: plasma membrane. Gene Ontology annotation, biological process: BMP signaling pathway. NCBI's taxonomy places the organism in Eukaryota, Metazoa, Chordata, Actinopteri, Cichliformes, Cichlidae.
CACGGGGACGACGUGUAGGCGACGGUCCGCAAAGUUCUGUGUGGAACCAUCGCAGUAAGCCCCGCCCACUGACCGCUGCUGUUUGUUCUGUAGGAAAAAACACAGACAAACAGACAAGAGUCCAUUUUACAGCGCAGAGAGUAAAAAGGAGGCAGGUUGACCUGAAUGAAUCACUCGGGCUGAAUAUUUAUCGUUCUUUUAUUAAUACUUAGAUCUGCUUAACUUGGAGGAAACUGCAGAAACAGGAUAUUUAAGGAUCUAAAGUAAUUUUGUUAUUGAGUUUAUCAGUGAGGACCAACUCUGAGCAGGUAGGCCUCAUAUUAAAGCUUCUGACCAAAUUUCACAUCUUUAACUUCUUUAUUCCACAAAAACUAGCGUGAAGCAGAUAAAAGUGAUAAAUCAUCAUUAAUUAACAAAAGAUAAUCAGUUGCUUACAUUUUUUAAGCAGCAUUUGCAUUGAACAUAUAAAUAACGUUAACAGAGAGAAAUGGGACAAUAAAUGUGGUUUGGAGAGAACAGAGAAAACAGCUGUUUUAGCCCCUCUCCUUCAAGCCAGCAAAUCAAAUGCCAACAACAGUUAGCUCACGGGUGAGUAAACAGAAAACCCCAACAAUCACACGAUCCGUAUGAGAAAGCGCUUUGGCAUCAGUGGGAACCAGACUCGGGGAGGUCCAGUCAUCUGCCAGAGUGUGAUAUAAAUCACAGACUGGAAAAACACGUUUAAUAAUAAAAAUGUAGACAACCAAAAACUACACAGACAAUAAAAGCAAUAAAAGAAUGUAACAGGAAUGGAAUCCAUGAACGUCACAGUAAACAGUGAAAGUGUCGGUGCAGCUUCGGCUAAGUUGACCAUGACAUAAAAAAAUCAACCAAAGGGUUGAAAAAACGUUAAAGAAUCGUUCAGGUGAUCACGAGUCAUGUGACAUUUGUGUGUGCAGGUUUUCUAAUGGCUCCUGGAGAAGAAGAAGGUUCCAGCGAGCAUCAUGCAGUCUGGUGCUGAUUGACUGAACGACCUGCUGUGAGCCUGCUGAUGGCGCUCUGGGCUGCCUUGCUGUGGAAGUGCUGGAUCCACUUGACUCUGCUGCUCAUCCAGGUUUCUUUACCUGAAGUUACAGCUUCCUGUCAUAUCCUGAGGUGUAACUCGGAUUUUGUGGCUGCAACGCUGGACCUGGGCAGCAGCAGUAGUGGCAGCGGCGGUGGGGCAGCAGGAGGAGGAGCAGCAGCUGUCAGCAGGCAGGCGGCGAACGCCGGUUACUGCAGCGCCCUGCGCUCGUACGCCAUGUGCACCAAGAGGCUGUCGCGAGCGUGUCGUGGUGACCUCGCUUACCACUCUGCGGUCCAAGGAAUCGAAGAUCUGCUCAUCCAGCAUCGCUGCCCCCGGGUCGGGCCCACGGCACAGCCCCGGGCCCCCCCUGCUGAAACGCUGUCGGGGGACACCUGCCUGUAUGAGAGGAGCUUCUUCAGCAGGGAGGGGCAGACACCCGAAUACCUUCACUGCAGCGUGUUCGGAGACCCGCACAUCAGAACUUUCAACAAUGACUUCCACACAUGUGCCAUUCCGGGGGCGUGGCCUCUCAUUGACAAUGAGUAUCUGUACGUACAAGCCACCAGCUCACCAGCCAGGGGAGGCAUGUACGCCACAGUUCUCACCAAGAUCACCAUCAUCUUCAAGAACUGGCGUCAGUGUAUCGACCAGCAGCUGUACCAGGCCGAACUGGAUAACGUCCCCGCCGCCUUCGCUGACGGCUCGAUGUGGAGCGGUGAGUGGCGAGGUCAUCGCAGCCUCACGGUUCGGUCUCUGAAUCCCGGCCGGCACGCCGAGAUCCGAGCGGUGCACGUCGGCACGGUCUUGGUGGUGCGUCAGAGCGGCCGCUCGCUCGGCCUCUCAGUCCUCUCGCCACGUGGCGUCGUUGAGGCGUUCAGGCCUGAGCAGGACCUCCAGCUGUGCGUGUGGGGCUGCCCCCCCUCCCAGAGACUCAACACGCUUCACCCACCACCAUCAGACCCUUUGAUGUCCACCGCCAUCAGCGCUGAGGACCACUGCGCGGCUCUGCUUCCAGCUCGAGACGUCUACUAUCAGGCCUGCGUGUUCGACCUGAUCGCCAGCGGAGACCUGAACUCCAGCAUGGCCGCUGUCAGUGCACUGCAGGAUGCCCAAACCAUGAUCCCAGACAGGGAGGGGGUUCACCUGCUGCUGGUUGGAUCUGCAGGGCACACACGACCUCACCUCACGCUGCUGCUGCUGCUUAGCAUUUUGGGAACUCUUAGCAGGCCCUGAGAAACAGGAAGUGACCUCAGACUGUGAAGCUGAAGGAAAUGUUUGGAAAAUUUCCCAAACACAGCACCUGGAAGAGGACCUAAAUGUGAUGUCCCAGACGCUGACAUCACUGCUGACACCUGAAGCUGGUUUCAUGGUCCCACAGAGGAAGCUCCCGUGCGGGCGUGGCCCGUCUGCCUGUCUUUGUGCUGUUGUUGGUCCGUUAGCUAGCCACGGAGAAAAGUCAAGCUCUAAAACACGAAGAGCUGAAUUGAAACUGAGACAAGUGUCACUGCAGCCUGUUUGUUUCGCUCUUUGAACUUUAUGCUACGGUUCUCCCGUUAAACUCUUUUUUCACUCCCUCUUGUAUCCAGACCAGUCGACAUUAGGCAGUUACUCACAUCAUGUAAUUUCAGCAUUGUGCUAUAUCUUGGAGGACUGCAUGGGAGUGUGUCUACCGUGGAUGAAAACCCCACAGAGACAUUUGUGGGACCAUAAAACCAGCAGAUGGCGUCCUGAUGAUGACAGUCUGGAUGGAACGGAGCCGCUUGGAAACUUUCCGGGGCCGCAGACUCUAAUCGGAGCCCCGAAUGUUUGUGGAUCACUGCAGCUGAUCCAGAACCUUAAAAAAAUCUGUGUGCAAAAGAAAAAAGAAAUUAAUUUAGCUGCUAAUUAACAAUCUGAUAAUAAAGAUUUCCUCGUGAAAUGUUGAA